Messenger RNA from Blepharisma stoltei, 2685 nucleotides. The record is from the annotation of a GenBank genome assembly. Lineage: Eukaryota; Ciliophora; Heterotrichea; Heterotrichida; Blepharismidae.
AUGAUAGUUCCGGACAAUAAAGCAUUAAAGCUUCUUUUCAGAUACAAUAAAAUAGUUAUAGAUCUUAUUCAAGAAUCCACUGUUGAGGCUCCAAUGUCAGAAAAAGAAAAUCAAAACUGUACCUAUAACAAGAAAUACACUAUCGAUAUUUCGAAAUGGAGUUCUGAGUAUUUAGAUCUGACAUCUCAAGUAGAGUCAAUCAAGGCCUUAUAUCCAGCAUUUUUUGUAGAAAAUAAUGACUCUGUAAUGAAUUUAGACUUGCUUCAAGAACAAAAUGUAUUUCAUGUACUCCUCUACUCCGCAGUCAUGCUUCAAUGGUAUUCUUUGGAUCCAAAAAUCUUAUUUUCUGCUGAUAAUUUUGCUAGGGGCUAUGCUUUUAAUAAAUCUUCCAUAAAGAGAAUGAAGAGCAAUCUCAGAAUACUCUCAAACCCCAAAUGCAUUAAGUUUUUGACAGAUCAAAAUCUCAAUAAUGAAAUAAAAGCACUCGUAAGAACUUUGGCACUUUAUUUCUAUAUUAGAGCACAUGGUGGCAGCAUUACUCUCAACUUAUUUUUGUUUAUAGAUAAAAAGUACAAAUGAAAAUUGUGCAAGAUUAUUCAAAAUAAUAGAAAAUUGGAAGAUUUUUUAACUCCCCUCUUCUCCGUAAGUGAACGAAAAAAUUUUGUUCACUCACGGAGGGUGGUUAAUUUUUUUUUUAAAAAAUUUAUAUAUAAAUUUUCUAAAAAAUAUUUUUGUCGAAAUUUAAAAAAAUCCUAAUUUGCAAAAAUUGGAAAGCAAAUAUUAAUUUAAUUUAUAAAAUUUAUGUUUUAAAAAGCAUUAACAUUAACAUUAAUUAGUAUUAUGAACGGCUCGUCGUAUUGGCGCGGGUUUCCCCUGCCCUACCUCCACCCUUAACGCUUCACCCGGUUGCUCACCACCGAUCGAUCACGACCUUCAAGGCUCUGCUCCUACUGGACGAGGAUGUGCACUCGCUACCCGUAGUUGGAUGAGUUACGCCACCUUGCAGUACGUCAACAGAGGUUGCCCAUUCCGAAAAUUUGAAAAACAAAUUUUCUGGUAGGACUGUCGGCUAAGAUGGAAAUCCCAAAGCCUGGGACGUAACGCCCAGUUUCACGCUAGGGAGUUGCCCGAUUGAUCAGGAGGUACCUUCCUGAUGCUGCUGAGCUUCCCCUUUCCAACCUUGGAUACCACCUCCCCUGAGGUAAAAACCCUUAGUGUCAGAAUGAGCUGCGGUCGGCCUAAUCCGACGUUGCGCUCCACUGUGCUAAGGUAAAACCUAGCCGGAUACACAUUCCGAGCGCCUCCCUCUCUUCCACGAGGUCCCCUGUGAGCGAACGCUAACACAGGCUACAGGUGUUAAGAGGUCGGGCUGGAUUACCAUCGCCAUUUUAAUGUAUAUGUUUUAAAAAGCAAUUCGUUUAAAAUUAAACAGAAUUAGCUAGAGAUUUCGUUAUAAUAAUUAUCAUUUAUAUAUCAAUUUUUUUUUUUCCAUAAAAAAUUUUUCUAUUAAAAAAAUUUUUGUUCAUUCAAGGAGGUGGGUUUUUGGGCAAAAAAUAGCGAUUUUUCUAAUGGUUUUGCUCAUUCACGGAAGGGGGGAGUAAGAAAUCUUUAUCUUGUUAUUUAAUUUAUAUCGUUUAAAGUUCACUAUGGGGUAGCCGUUUCCAGAGCUGCCACUGUAUUUGCCUGCGUGUCAGACUCAUAGACCUCUGGAUUGAUCCAUUUUGCUGCGCCAGGGCAGAGGUCAAAUACAGCAUACAGCUUCGAAGGGCUGCGUUGCCUUGCUCCUUUGACUCAGCUCCUGCGCAUGUUCCGCCUGAGGGUCAUCCUCAUCGGGUACGCUGAGACGUAAAACUUCGAGCCUUUUGAAGUGCUUGGAGCAGUGCCUCAGCUUAUGUGUCAGAGUUAAACCGCUGUUGCUGUAUAGAAGUUCUCAGAAGAAAACUUAACCCUAUAAAUUAAAUUCCAUGAGGGAGAGAAAAUUAGCAAAGCUAAUUUCGCUCGAACCGAAUGUCAUUUUACUUAUUAAGAAAUCUUUAUCACACGAGUGUCUGCAAGGAGGUGUAUAAAAGAAUAAUACCUGCUGAAAAUGAAAGUGUUUAUGGAUACAAGCUUGCAGAACUCUUUGAUUAUGUGAUAGAGAAUUCAUAUUAUGCUCACCUUCCAAGAGGUUUGUAUGGGCUAAUAGCAAUUGAUCAUAAAAUAUUCAUAUCAAGCGAAUACAUGGAGGAAAAAGAAGAAGAUAAAGAGGAUGAAGAGGAUGAAGAAGAAAAAGAAGAAAAAGAAGAUGAGUUUGAAUUUGGACCUACACUGAUAAUACUUUUGCACGAAAUAGCGAACCUUUCUUCUAGAUUUUGGGAACUGCAAAAUUCUUACUUUAGAAUAACACCUAGAGAGUACAAAAACCCAUCAGAUCCUGGAAGAUCAUAUAUAGAGAUAGGAGACUAUCUCGAAUCGCUGCUCUUUGGUGACAAGCUGCAAGGUCUUUAUAGUGGAGGGGUAGAAGUUUUAUUGAACAUUGAUAACUGAAACUUGCCAAUAGAUGAGUUUCGAUCUUACUUCCAUAUUAUGCAAGAAGAUUGCAGAGCAAAUAGAAACCCAGUAUGCACUCUUACAAGAGGUAAUGGAAUAGCAAAUUGUGUUAAAUUCGGCAGAUGUGGGAUGUCUUAUUGAACUUCACGUUCAUAA